UCUGGGCGCACAGGCACAGCUUGAGACAUCUGCAGAGAGCGCCACUGUCUGUCACACUCUGACACGCACAGAUCGCCCACAAGGCUCAACAUGCCACUAUCAAGCAGCUCCACAUCCUCCGCUAAGGGCAUCCGCAGAGCCGCAUCCGAGCUGGAGAGGUCUGACUCCAUCACGUCAGCCAGAUUCCUCGGGAGACGACAAAGCUUGAUCGACGACGCGCGCAAGGAGAGGGAGGCUGCAGCUGCAGCGGCGGAGGCUGCAGAGACCACUGAACAGAUCGUAUUUGAGGAAGAUGAUGGAAAAGCGCUCCUCAACCUCUUCUUCACGUUAAAGAACUCCAAUACACCUGCGCUGUCGCGGACACUGAAAGUUUUCGAGACAUUUGGAGCAAAGAUUCACCAUUUGGAGACACGCCCAUGCCGAAAGCUCAAGGACGGCCUGGGAGGCCUGGAGUACUUUGUCCGCUGUGAGGUGCACCUUUCGGAUGCCAGUACUCUGAUCAGCUCCAUCAAGAGGAAUGCUGAGGAUGUUAAAACCACCAAAGAAGUCAAAUUCCACUGGUUCCCAAAGAAAAUAGCAGAUCUGGACAAAUGUCAUCAUCUGGUUACAAAAUAUGAUCCAGACUUGGACCCAGACCAUCCUGGCUUCACAGAUCCCGUCUACAGGAAGAGAAGGCAAAUGAUUGGUGACAUUGCCUUCAGAUACAGACAUGGGGAGGUGAUUCCCAGAGUGGAAUACACGGAGGAUGAGAUUGGCACAUGGCGGGAAGUCUACUCAACCCUAAGAGACUUAUAUUCCACCCAUGCCUGUAAUGAACACGUCGAGGCCUUCCGCCUACUUGAAAGGCAUUGUGGGUACAGUGCGGACAACAUCCCCCAACUGGAAGGGGUGUCACGCUUCCUCAAAGAGCGAACAGGAUUCCAGCUGCGUCCAGUGGCAGGUCUGCUCUCAGCCAGAGACUUCCUGGCCAGUUUGGCAUUCAGGGUGUUCCAGUGCACUCAGUACAUUCGCCACGCCUCCUCUCCUAUGCACUCCCCAGAACCUGAUUGUGUCCAUGAACUCUUGGGACAUGUCCCCAUGUUGGCCGACCGCACAUUUGCUGAGUUUUCACACAACCUUGGUCUGGCAUCACUUGGAGCUUCAGAUGAGGACAUUGAAAAACUGUCCACACUUUACUGGUUCACCAUCGAGUAUGGUUUAUGUAAGCAGAACGGUGAGGUGAAGGUUUACGGCGCGGGGCUUCUUUCCUCUUAUGGAGAGCUUGUGCACUCUCUGUCUGAUGAACCAGAGACAAGAGAGUUUGAUCCAGAGGCUGCAGCAGUUCAGCCUUAUCAGGACCAGACGUACCAGCCUGUCUACUUUGUUUCUGAGAGUUUUUCAGAUACAAAGGAGAAAUUAAGGACAUACGGGGCUGGUAUUAAGCGUCCCUUCUCAGUGAGGUUUGAUCCCUACACCAGCAGCAUUGAGGUCCUGGACAACCCGCUGAAGAUCCAGGAAGGCCUGGAAGAAGUGAGGGAUGAGCUAAAGAUGCUGACAGAUGCCCUCAGUGUUUUAUCAUGAUGAAGCCCCGGCGUGUGACGUCCUGCUGUUAUUUGCUUCCCCUCUGCUGUGUUCUGCAACGUCCCAUGUGUAAACAAGACCAAUGUGUUCAAUCUCCAUGUACUGUUUGUACCUCCUGUGUGAUGCUGUCUCUGAUGACUUGCCGUGGGUGGCUGGUUGGCCGACAAGGUCGCAACCAUUAAAACCUCAACACGGCAAGGGCAAAGUUUCCAAAGAUAUCUAACGCCUCGCUGGGUGUGGAUCUGUUGUGGAAUGACUGGGCCACUUGUGCUGUUGAAGCAAAUUUGUGUUGUUUUGUCCAAAUUUGAACCAAAAUCCAUGCACAACUGUGAUAAUGAAUGUAUUAAAAAAAAAUGAAACUAAGUAUUACUAUUUUAAAACAAAGAAAAAAUGCAUACUAUAUUCGAUUGGUAUUUGUUUUAUUUAGAGGAAUAAUUAUAACACUGCUGUGACAAGGGGUUUAUUUUCCAUAUGUGAAAUAGGAUCAUUGGAUGUAUGGACUUUAUGUAGUUUUGGUCGUGCAGUGUAAAUGCAUUGUAUAAAGAAAAAAACAGACAAAAAAAAAACAAACAAUGAGACAUACUUUCCAUGCUAUAAAAUGCUGCAUAGUAAAAAAAAGAACCUGUCAAAUAAUAAAGAAUCACAAAUCAA
This is a messenger RNA of Solea solea (common sole), 2211 nucleotides long. RefSeq names its product tyrosine hydroxylase (gene th). The coding region runs from base 91 to 1560 and encodes 489 amino acids. Gene Ontology annotation, molecular function: tyrosine 3-monooxygenase activity; iron ion binding. Lineage: Eukaryota; Metazoa; Chordata; Actinopteri; Pleuronectiformes; Soleidae. Gene Ontology annotation, biological process: dopamine biosynthetic process from tyrosine. Gene Ontology annotation, cellular component: perikaryon; axon; cytoplasm. The transcript is spliced from 13 exons. The record is from RefSeq and is a predicted model, not a curated record.